UGUUUUCUCGUCUGCUGAUCGUUUCUAAAUGCCUGAAUUAAAAAUUUUGGAGGUUUCUAUGAAGCCAUUUCCUGGAAUGAAACCGGGAACAAGUGGUCUAAGGAAAGCAACGAAAACUUUUAUGGAAGAACACUACACUGAGGCAUUUGUCCAAUGCAUAUUGAGGGCAGGUCUGGGGGACAGGUUGCAAGGGUCCACGCUGGUUGUCGGUGGCGAUGGACGAUAUUAUAAUAAUGAGGCUUUGCAGAAAAUCAUACAAAUAUCUGCUGCAAACAAGGUUGCCAAGUUAUACAUUGGUAGAAAUGGAAUUAUGUCAACACCAGCUGUCUCAUGUUAUAUUCGAAAGAAGAAAGCAAGUGGUGGAAUAAUUUUGACAGCAUCUCACAAUCCUGGGGGACUUGAUCAUGAUUUUGGUAUCAAGUUCAACACCUGCAAUGGAGGACCAGCUCUUGAAAAUCUUACAGACAAAAUGUUUGAACUGUCAAAAUCAAUUACCAGUUAUCUCAUUUGUCCUGAAAUUAAAGUUGAUGUAUCAAAGUUGUGUUGUGUUAAGUUAGCUGUGGAAUCUUCACACAGUUUUGAAGUGGAAGUCGUUGGUUCGGUUGAUGCUUACUUGGAGCUUAUGAAAGAAAUAUUUGAUUUCCAAGCCAUCAAACAACUUAUAAGUUCUGGAUUUCAAGUAACUGCUGAUGCUCUUCAUGGAGUUAUGGGUCCAUAUGUGGUGAAGGUGUUAUGCAAUGAGUUAGGUGUCCCAGAAGCAAAUGCCAGUCAUUGCAAUCCUCUUCCUGAUUUUGGUGGCGGACAUCCUGAUCCCAACUUGACCUAUGCACAUAAUCUUGUUGAAGUCAUGCAAAAAGGAGUUUUUGAUUUUGGAGUUGCAUUCGAUGGAGAUGGGGACCGCAACAUGAUACUGGGUAAAAAUGGUUUUUUUGUGAAUCCCAGUGACUCACUGGCUGUCAUAGCAGCUAAUGUCCAGUGCAUACCAUACUUUCAGAAACAUCCUCCACAAGGUUUUGCAAGGAGCAUGCCCACCAGCUCCGCUCUCGAUAGAGUUGCAGAAAAGACCGGCCAUAAAUUUUUUGUGACACCAACAGGCUGGAAAUUUUUUGGGAAUCUUAUGGAUGCUCAUGUCAUGUCCCUAUGUGGUGAAGAAAGUUUUGGCACUGGCUCCGAUCAUAUUAGAGAAAAGGAUGGCAUGUGGGCGUGCCUGGCUUGGUUGUCAAUCUUGGCACACAAGAAGACAUCUGUUGAAAAUGUAGUCCUUCAACAUUGGAAGGCAUUUGGAAGGAACUUCUAUACAAGAUAUGAUUAUGAGAAUUGUGAGUCAGCUAAAGGUGACCAGCUGAUGUCUGAGCUGGAAAAGCUGAUAACAGCUGACAACUUUAAAGGCAAAACCUUCACUGCGUCAGGAAAGUCAUACAAAGUUAAAAUUGGAGAAAACUUUUCCUACACUGAUCCUGUUGACAAAAGUGUUUCAAAGAAUCAAGGUCUGAUAAUAACUUUUGAAGAUAAUUCUCGAAUCAUCUUUCGGUUGAGUGGUACUGGUGUGUCAGGAGCCACCAUUCGAAUGUACAUCGAUAGCUAUGAAGCAGAUCAAAACAACAUACUUGCUGAUCCACAGGUCCAGCUGAAACCAUUGGUUGAGAUAGCAUUGGAGUUGUCACGUUUAAAAGAGAUAACUGGCAGAACAAAACCUGAUGUCAUCACAUAAUAUAAUUAGCUCAAUUAAUUUAAUUUUUGAUCAUUUUUGUUGAAUUUCAAAGUUAAUUUUUUUCAUUGUUGGUAAAAUGGUUAGUUAAUUCAUUUUUAACCUAAUCAAUUCAAUCUGAUUUGUUGCUUUUUCCAUUGGAACCUGAACUGCAUUUUUUUAAACUUUAAUUUACCGUUUUUUGUGCCAUUCUGAAUGAUCUUAAAUUUGUCUGAAUUUGAUUAUUUAAACUUUUAACAUGUAUCCAAUUUUACUUAAUAAAAAAAC
Helobdella robusta is the source of this 1975-nucleotide messenger RNA. RefSeq lists its product as hypothetical. Gene Ontology annotation, cellular component: cytosol. Bases 29 to 1711 code for a protein of 560 amino acids. NCBI's taxonomy places the organism in Eukaryota, Metazoa, Annelida, Clitellata, Rhynchobdellida, Glossiphoniidae. The transcript is spliced from 10 exons. Gene Ontology annotation, molecular function: magnesium ion binding; phosphoglucomutase activity. The record is from RefSeq and is a predicted model, not a curated record. Gene Ontology annotation, biological process: carbohydrate metabolic process.